GUUGAGCUUUGUAUACAUUAGAAAAAAAAUAACCGAAAUUCCAUAUUAAUCGAUCCAAAGAAGCUGAGUUAGCUGACUACAGACUGAACUUAUCUCAUGGCGGCAAAACUGAUAUUGUACUCAGAAUCCCACUCUUCACCCUGUAAAAUCCUCUCUACUAACCGCUUCAAUCUUCUACCCCGCAUAGCCAUUCUCCAUCUUCCUCUCCAAGGAACCCGUUCUCCCAUCCUUCGAGCUUCCAGAGCUUUUUCCUCUCCAUAUCGGAGUCCACGUCGCGGCGGCCAGCCAGAUAUAGUAACAGGUGACUAUGACGUUGACGAGGAUGACGAUGAUGAGGAUGAAGAAGAAGAAGAAGAUCGAAGUUUAGAUCUUUUGGUAAAACUCGUUCAGAAUGUUUUCAGAAACGUCUCGAGGAAAGCUAGGAAAGCCGUUCGAUCUGUUUUGCCGGUCUCCUUUCCUAGCCAAUUGGUUGGGUUUUCUGUUAAUGGUCUCGUAAUCCUGACAUUUUUAUGGGUUCUGAAGGCCUUUCUCGAGGUAAUAUGCACCCUUGGGAGUGUGGUAUUUGCAAGUAUCUUACUCAUCCGUGGAACGUGGAUGUGCAUAAUGUACUUGCAAGGCAGAAGCAAUUACCGGAUAGAUGAGGGUGACGAUGAACAUAAUGCAUGGUCGGGAGCACAACCUGCCAACUAAUUGCAACAUGAGAUCUUCUACUCCAAAGUUUAUGUCCCCAAAAAACUUACAUUUGUCCCUAGGAGAUAGUCUUAUUUGAUUAAAACAAGUGAAUUUUCAUUAUAUUUUAUGUAUUUUUUCAAAAAAGCUUCACAGAAAUGCUGCUUAUGUUAAGUUGAGUUAAACCAACAAUUAAGUUAAAAAAUAUAUGUAAAGUUGAUGAUUUCCAAUCAUUGUUCCUUACUGAAAUUAAAAGGUUGGACUGUUGGGAAACAACCUUUUUGGUGAUGGAGCUAGUAUUUUAUAUGGAGUAUGAUACUUUAAGGGUCCGUUUGUUAUGAUGUAAAGUAAACACUUUGUUUUAACUAUUUAAUGUAAACUGUAGGACACUUUUUU
Messenger RNA from Cuscuta epithymum, 1065 nucleotides. NCBI's taxonomy places the organism in Eukaryota, Viridiplantae, Streptophyta, Magnoliopsida, Solanales, Convolvulaceae. The record is from the annotation of a GenBank genome assembly.